Raphanus sativus (radish) is the source of this 2422-nucleotide messenger RNA. RefSeq lists its product as uncharacterized. The record is from RefSeq and is a predicted model, not a curated record. The transcript has 9 exons. The coding region runs from base 886 to 1707 and encodes 273 amino acids. Lineage: Eukaryota; Viridiplantae; Streptophyta; Magnoliopsida; Brassicales; Brassicaceae.
UUUCAACUCUUCUGCAGUCAUAUUGACAGCGUUUCAAAAAAAAAAAAACAGACAACGAUGGACCUAAAGGCGGAUUAACCGAUUCGUCUCUGCUUCGUUUCCAGCUCGCGCUUUCAAAUUCCGAUAGCUGUAAUUUUAUGGAAUCGAUAUAAGAGAAGCCGAUCCGCAACACUGGAACUCAGAUCUUGGUUUACCAAUACGUUUUAGAACAUAUAAGAUGAUGGAGAGAGGUCCAACAGAAGAAGUGCCUUUAAUUUAAAUGGGAUAUACGAAGUUCUGUUAUCCAGGAAGUGUAAUACAACAAAAUCGACAUAAGAUAAGUUUAUCUGCUAAACAAAAUAAGUUUGCUUCCUUCGACUAAUUUGAAGUUUUAUUUGUUCGCGAAUCACAGGAAACCUCCAAUUUUUAAUUUUGUACGGCAAACUGAAACACCUAAAGAUCAUUGGAUACAUGGGUAAUACAUUAUGUCUUAAACAUAUAUUUUCAUUUUACAUUAGAAUCAGUAAUAUAUUUCGAUAAAUCGUUUGUUUCUUUCACUGGUUAUUGACUUGCUUAUUGUUUAAACAUAUAUGUGAGGUUUGUCAACGGGAGUAUUGAAAAAGUUCAAGGAAUACAACUGAGAUUUGCGGACAAAGGUCGCAGAAUAAACAAAGGAGAUUUGUGGACAAAAACCUGUUGAGAUGAGGCAUGCAAAUAAGAUAGCUUAGUACUUAAACAGGUAAACUCCAAAUCUCAAAUGGUUAUGAUUCUUCACAAUUGGUGUUCAAUCCUAACAUAAAAGAAACCGAGGAACUAAAAGCAGCGUAUGAUUUACAAAACCUAUUAACUACGAUUCUAAAAUUAUAACUGUUUAUAUCUAUUUUUGAUUAUCUCUUAUAUUUUUAAAUGCACUGUAGUUACAAGUUCAAUGAUGAUUCUAUGAGCAUUGUUGAAACAAGUGAAGAAGGCAAAGAUAUUGUAGCUCAAGCCACCAAUGGAAAUGGACAGAAACUAGAAAGUUGGAUUUCAGUUGAAGAUAAAACCAUAUCUGAGCUAUUUUGUUGCACAGAGGUUGAUAAGUGCAAGGUUGUUGCUACAAUCUAUGCUAUAGAUACUAAUUACGCAUGGUAUUAUUUUGGAUGUGCAUUAUGUCAAACCAGGACUUUUAAAGUCCUUGAGGAAGAUGUUGAUCCUUCCAUCAUAACACAACCUUUGUUUUGGUGUGAAAAAUGCAAAACAAAUGUGAAGAAUGUUAAACCAAGGUACAAGCUCUAUGUGAAAGUUAAGGAUGAUACAGCUGAAGCCAAAUUUGUACUUCUUGAUUGGAUUGCCUGGCCAGUUAUUGGAAUAAAAGCUGAAAAAGUUCUUAAUGGUUCUUUGGAUGAGAUUGAAGAUCCAGAGUUAUUGCCAGACUGUAUUACUGACCUUGUGGGGAAAACUUAUAAGUUUGGGGUUUCAAUUGAAAAAGGAUCUGAGAUAUUUACAGUUCUUAAGGUCUGGUCAGUUUACAACACCAGCAUGGUUGAUUCCCAGUCUGAAACUAUGUCUGGAAAGGGCACACUGUCAAUCUCAGGUUCAGAGGUGUCUCAACUAACUUACAGUGAUGAAAGCUCUGUCAAGAUGGCCACUCCUUCUAAGCGAUCAGGAGAAGAGAUUAUUGAGGUUCCAGAUACCACUUCUGCUACGAAGCUACGCCCUGUCAAAAGUAUCAAGAUAGAGAAAGAUUAGCAGUGAUGUGCCAGGCUUAAAGAAGAACUAAAUCUGCGAAUAGUUAUUUUUAAUAAGUGUUUAACAACACACUUUGCUUUUUGUUUAUUUAGAUUUUUUUAAUAAGUGUUUUCAAACACACAUUGUUUUAUGCUUUGGAUAUUUAUGAUGGUUGUUUUCAAGAUCAUUUUUGUUUUAGUUCUUCGUUUUAUAACAAAUUAUUUUAUAUUAGUUGCAAUAUCGGUAUAAAAAGAAAUUAUCAUCCUAUCUAAAACUGAAAGUAAUACCAAUACAGCGAAAAGUAAUACCAAUGGAUUCUAUAAUAAUUUUAAAAUUUAUAUUCAAGUUCAAAGUAUGAUUUAUUUUCUACUGUGAUAAGUAAAACCAACACUAAUUAUAAUUUAUAAAUAAAGUAAAACCAAUACUGCUGAAACAGAAAAUAUUAUAUAUUGGUUGCAAUAUCGUUAUAAUUAAAAUUUAUAAAUAAUAAUUUUGAAAAUUCGAAAGAUUUUAUACAUGGAUAAUAAGUUUGAUUGAUCAUCAUUAUAAUAUCUGAUAUCAUUAUAGUUAAGGAUAUCAUAACUAUAAUCAUUUUAAAUAUAUGAUUUUUAAAUUUUAUAGUAUUUUUUACAAUCCUAACUAUAUUUGGAAUAAAGAUUCAGAUGAUUUGUUUUCUAACUGAUUUUACUUCAAAACCAAAUCACACCGAAUUUAUUAAAAACAAUAUAAUUUACAA